UCUUUAUAAACAAACCAAAAAGUCUCCCUCUCUCUGUAACUAAAAGUCUCCACUCCUCGUUCUUUCUCUCUAGAUCUAUAGAUAACAUAAGAGAUAUAUACACUGAGUGAGAGAGUGUGAUGAAGAUAAGGUACUGGCGGAGGUCAAGAGGAUACGAAAGGCUUGACGGCUCGACUAAGAAGUCCAACUCGGAUCCGACCCGGAAGAGACGGUUUUGGAAGAGGAUCAACAUAGUGCGGAAGCUGAGGGUCUUGAAAAAGACGUCCCCUAAGAAGCUUCUAACGCGGCUUCGAGAUUCUUACGUCAAUAUGAUGGUGCGCCUCGCCAGUUCUCCGGCCAUAGGGUCUUCAUUCGCCUACGGUGAAUAUGGGUGCGGGUCGGGUUUAGCGAAGAAGGAGUAUGAUGAGAAGAAGCUGGUGGAGAUUUACAAAUCCAUGUUGAUGGCGCAGGGGACUCUGGUUCACCGCAAUGCACCUAAACCUUCCUCUGAUUCUAUUGCAUAUACUCUCACAGCUUAGGUAAUUACAUAUGUAUGUGGAUCAUCGAUGUUAAGAGUUGUGAUUGUAAUCUGUGUUAAACUUACAUUUCCUGAAACUAUAAAAUAAUAUAUAUAUUAAUCGGAUA
Brassica oleracea var. oleracea is the source of this 624-nucleotide messenger RNA. RefSeq lists its product as uncharacterized. The transcript has a single exon. NCBI's taxonomy places the organism in Eukaryota, Viridiplantae, Streptophyta, Magnoliopsida, Brassicales, Brassicaceae. Bases 120 to 518 code for a protein of 132 amino acids. The record is from RefSeq and is a predicted model, not a curated record.